UGUUGUCAGAUUUGACAGAAGAACGGACGUACUAAAUAUUUUGUUUUGAAAACAAAGUAUUUUUGAUGAGAGCACGCAGUAGAGUUGCAACGGCCAGAAGAGCUUUAAUCGAAAGAGUCCUGCCUUCCUGAGAAGAUGUCAUUCAACAAACAUGUCUACAGCGUCAGAUUCAAUCAAGAUCAAGGCUGCUUCGCAAGUUCCAUGGAAACUGGAUUGCGUAUUUACAAUGUAGAACCACUGGUAGAGAAAGUACAUUUUGAUGUGGAAUUGAUGGGGAGUGUUUCACAAUGUGAAAUGCUGCACAGAUCGAAUAUCAUAGCUAUUGUGGCUGGUGGAUCCAGACCCAAAUUCCCUGACAACACCCUAAUGAUAUAUGAUGAUUCUGCAAAGAAGUUUAAACUGGAGUUAACUUUUAGCUCAUCAAUCAGAGCUGUCCGAUUGAGGAGAGACAAAUUAGUUGUAGUUUUAACGACUGAGAUACACGUGUUUUCGUUUCCUUCACCCACACAACGUUUAUUUUCACUAGAAACCAGAAAUAAUCCAAGGGGUUUCUGUGAAAUGAGCCCACUGUUAUCUGCUGAGAAGCAAAUUCUAAUCUUCCCUGGGCACAAAAUGGGCAGUGUGCAAAUUGUGGACUUAUUGAGCACUGAAAUUGGCGUAUCAAGCGCCCCCAUUUGGAUAGACGCGCACAGAAACGAUUUAGGUUGCUUGGCAAUAAACCAGCAAGGUACAAGGAUUGCAACUGCAUCAAGUAAAGGUACCUUGAUCAGAGUUUGGGAUUCGACCAGCAAGAAGCUUUUGGUAGAGCUUAGGAGAGGCACUGAUCCUGCAACAAUUUAUUGCAUGAACUUCAGCUGCGAUUCGGAUUUCUUGUGCUGUUCCAGUGAUAAAGGAACUGUGCACAUAUUUGCCAUUAAAGAUACUAAUCUGAAUAAGAAAAUGACGUUUUCUAAUUUUAAAAUCUUGGGUAAUUACGGAACCUCGCAGUGGGCAUUGGCCAAUUUUACUGUACCACCGGAGUGUGCUUGCGUUUGUGCCUUUGGUCCUAACCGCUCCGUUUAUGCGAUAUGUGUAGAUGGAACGUUCCACAAAUACGUGUUCAAUCCGGAUGGGAAUUGCAACCGGGAAGCUUUCGAUGUAUUUCUUGACGUCUGUGAUGAUGAUGAUGAUGAUAAUUUUCACUAAUUGUGCAAUUUAUUAUAAUUUUAUCAUUUCUUGAAUGUACAUAUGUUAUUAUGUAAGGGUAAAAAAUGAUGUACUGAA
Nicrophorus vespilloides is the source of this 1263-nucleotide messenger RNA. Its product is annotated as WD repeat domain phosphoinositide-interacting protein 4-like. The coding region runs from base 136 to 1185 and encodes 349 amino acids. The transcript has 8 exons. Gene Ontology annotation, molecular function: phosphatidylinositol-3,5-bisphosphate binding; protein binding; phosphatidylinositol-3-phosphate binding. Gene Ontology annotation, biological process: autophagy of mitochondrion; protein localization to phagophore assembly site; nucleophagy. NCBI's taxonomy places the organism in Eukaryota, Metazoa, Arthropoda, Insecta, Coleoptera, Silphidae. The record is from RefSeq and is a predicted model, not a curated record. Gene Ontology annotation, cellular component: cytosol; phagophore assembly site membrane; extrinsic component of membrane.